This is a messenger RNA of Tetrahymena thermophila SB210, 3336 nucleotides long. RefSeq names its product oxysterol-binding protein. The record is from RefSeq and is a predicted model, not a curated record. Lineage: Eukaryota; Ciliophora; Oligohymenophorea; Hymenostomatida; Tetrahymenidae. The transcript is spliced from 6 exons. Gene Ontology annotation, molecular function: sterol binding. Gene Ontology annotation, cellular component: intracellular membrane-bounded organelle; membrane; cytosol.
AUGGAUAUUCAAAAAGGUUUUCAAUUUCAAAAAGAAGUAAAUUAGGAAGAGAAUUUAAAAGAAAUAGAUUAUCUUCAAGAACGAUUAGAAAGUGAAGGGUCAGAUAAUGGCUAAGAAAAUAAAUAAGAAGAGAAAUACAAUAAAGGAAUUGACGAAAUCGAUGAUGAAGAGAAAUCAAAUGAAGGUCAAGAGUAAGGAUCAGAAGAAGUUUCAGAAGAUAACGAAAAAGAUAUAUUUCUAUCUGAAAAUCCAUACCAACAAGUUAACAAAAAUAAUUUAUUAGGUGUCGUUACAUAUGUGAAAUGGAUGAGGAAUUAUUAAUAUUAUUUCGGAUUAGAUAUGCAAAGGGGUUACUUGCUUCUCUAUAAGAAGCCUAAAUAGCAAAAGUUUUCAACCUACUAUUCCUUAAUUAAAGGCAGAUUUGAAGAUGAUUCAGAAUAUUAGCUUUAAGAUGGAGAUGAUGUAAUUCGUAUUAGAAACAAAAAAGGCAGAAAAUUCAGAUUGCAGCUUUAUGAAAACAAAGAUCCAAAAAAAAUUAGAGAACUAAUUGAAGUUUGCUUUUCCUUGCAAAUUUAAUCACCUAGUAAAGGCUUCUAUGCUACCUUGGGAAGAAGUGUAAUGAUGGUAUUUAAUCAUCCUUUCAACGUUUUUAGUGGUAUUAUUGUCGACAUGAAAAAGACUAACUAAGGAAAUGAAAGUAAGAAAAAAUAAAAAUAAAAAGAAAUGAAAGAAAAAAUGAGCAAGCUAAAGGGAUAUACAGCACUCAGCAGUUUAUUUUUCAAUCAGAGUGAACUCUUAAAAGAAAUUCUAGGAAGCAUAAGUGGAUUCAUAUUAAACCCUUUUAACAGCAAGGCCUUAUCUGAAUCUUUCUCAAGCGCUCAUUUUGUGAUUGGCUUGGUAUUUAAACCUAUUUCAGGAACAAUUGAUAUUAUUGGUAAGAGCAUAGAGUACAAAAAAGACCAUAUCAUUCAUGGAAAUGUAUUCAAAGUUUACAAAAUUUUGAAAAAGAAGCAAAGCAAUAAGAAAGCAAAAAAGGAAGAGUAAGAGAGAUCUAAAAGAGAAGCAGCGUUAGAGAUUCAUAGUGAAUUCAUGGAAAAAGUAUAUGAGAAUGAAGACGAAGUUUUAUAUUUGAACAAGAAUAAUCAAUUAGGUAUCACCAAAAAGGAUAUUGUUUAACUUUCUUCUCUAGCUAAAGGUUUAAACCUAGAAGAUGUUGAUCAUACAAUUAAGCAAGAUAUUUAAUAUGAUCAGCAGAAAGUUAAAAUGAACAAACUACUAGAAUAUUAUAUCAAAAACAGAAAGGAAAAAAGUGAGGAAUAUGAGGAAGAUAUGUGCGAAUUUAUAGUGCUAUAACCUAUAAUAGAUAAGUCAAUACGCUCUGAAAGAAUACUUAAAGGUUUAGAUGAAGAGCUUAAUAAGGAUCAAUUAAAUUAAUUAAACCUAAAUAUUUCUGAAAAUCAAGAAGAAUAAAUUGAUGGAGAUAUAGAAGAAUUAAUAGAUGAAAUAGGCGAUGAAAGUAUAGGUCAUUGUGUUAACAAGAAGAUUCCUUUUACAAUUAACUAUCAUUAAAGUGACAAAAAAGAGCUGAAAGAAACAUUUAACACAAACAUGCCUGAAUUUAUAAUCAGAGAUAGUCCUUUUAAAAAUGGGAGCACUCCUAAAAAAGUUUACUUGGAAGAUAUUGCUAUGACAUAAGAAGCAAAAUAUGUUGAAGCUGGGUAAUUAAAAAUUCCUUUCACUUCCAAGAUUCACUUAGAUACCAAAUAAUACAAUGAAACAGAUGAUGAAAUGUAGUUUCACUCAUUUGUUAACUAAAAUGAGAAUGUCAGCAUUGAUCCCUUUAAUUCAGUAAACCCUGCUUUUGUUUCAAACCAAAAAGGAAAUCAUAAUGAAUUGACUCAAAAAACAUAGUUUGACUAGGAUAAAGAAAAUCUUAAUAUCAAAUUAGAGAAUAGUCAUCGAGUAAGUACUAGCAAAUUCCGUGAAGAAGCUUAAGAAUUGAGUGCAAAUAAAUUAAAAGAUGAAGAAGGACCUGUAAAACCUAUUGAUACAAAUUAAGAAGCAACCAAGAUUUAAACAGUACUUCAUGAAUAAACUGGUCAUGCAGAAUAAGAGUUAUAAAUAUAAGAAAAUAAAAAUCAACCUUCAGCUGAAAAAGAUGAAAGUGAGGAAGAAGAGGAAGAGGAAGAAGAAGAAGACCAAGGUAUAGCAACAGCAUAAGAUGCAAAUAAAUAUUUUACAGGAAAUAAAGCUGACCUUUUAAAAGCUGUAGAGAAUUUCUAAAUAUUAUCUGUAAAAGAUGAAAACAGACAUUCUGAAUCUCAUCCUAAUGGAGGUAAAUAAUGUUAGAAUAAAGAGAUUGUUAACACCACAAGAUCAGUUGGAAAGCUGAUUAUCAAAGAAAUAGGAAGAAAAAUUAUUUCAGGUGAUUUCAACCUAACUCAAGUAAGCUUCCCCAUCAAGGCUAUGAUUCCUAAGAGUGCUUUAUAAACUGCCCUUACUGGAACUUGCCUUUUCCCUAUAUAUAUGGCUAAAGCUUGUUAAACAAACGAUUAUGUUGAAAGAUUCAAGCUUUUGAUCACUGCUACUUUUGCUAAUUUCCCAGUUGCUAAUACCUUCUUGAAGCCAUUAAAUCCUAUUCUUGGAGAAACAUUUUAAGCCACCUACUUAGAUGGAACUAAAUUAUAUGGAGAAUAAGUUUCUCACCAUCCGCCUGUGUCUUACUUUUUAGCUGAAGGUCCUAACAAAUCUUACUUAUACUCUGGAUAUUAUCUUUAUGAAGCAAAAGCUGGCUGGAAUUCUUUAACUUUAAAGAAUAAAGGUAAAAGAUCUAUAGUUUUCAAAGAUGGCUAAAAGAUAAAUUACAAUUUUGGAUAUGAGUAUUAUAGUGGUACUUUUAUGGGUACUAUGAAGCAUGAAACACUUGGUCAGAUAGAUUUUAUAGACCCUGUAAAUAAAAUAGAGGCCACUAUAAUCACUGGUAAAGUAAAAAAGAAACCUUCUGACUAUUUAUAAGGAGAUAUUAAGGUUAAUGGUAAGGUUGUCUCAUCUUGUUUUGGCUCUUAUUUAGGAUUUAUGGAAUUCGAUGGAAAAAGAUACUGGGAUCAUCGCUACGUUUUACCUAUUAAGAUGAAUGUUGUUAACUCCCCUCUGUAAAGUGAUCACUAAAAAAGGACAGACAGAAAGUUUUUAGCCUAGGCACAACUCAAGAAGGCUUAAGAAGAAAAAGAAAGAUUGGAAGAUAUCUAGAGAAAUGAUGCAAAACUCAGAAAAAAACACUAAGAAAAAAUAGAUAAAUAAAAAAAGGCAUAAUUAAAAGCAAACAAAAAGAAAUGA